Messenger RNA from Aspergillus nomiae NRRL 13137, 1680 nucleotides. Its product is annotated as carboxylesterase. Lineage: Eukaryota; Fungi; Ascomycota; Eurotiomycetes; Eurotiales; Aspergillaceae. The record is from RefSeq and is a predicted model, not a curated record. The coding region runs from base 1 to 1680 and encodes 559 amino acids. The transcript has 4 exons.
AUGGGUGCCAUCUGGGAUCUUCUUGAGCGGGCAGCCUGCCUCGCUGUCACUGCGGUCGCUCUUUUGGAAGGCCGCGCUGGUGCCACCUUCAACGGCAAGCCCUCGGUCUUGACCGAGCAAGGUCUGGUCAAGGGGUUUGUGGAGAACGAUGCCAAUGUUUUUCUGGGAAUCCCUUUUGCGCAAUCGACUGCUGGUCAGAAUCGGUGGAAGGCUCCUCAGAGCUUGCCCAAGGCCCCUAGGGCUGAGUUCGAUGCGACCUCUUAUGGCCCUUCCUGUGCGCAGGCUAUGUCCGGCAACAAAAUUGUUGCUCAGGGCGAAGACUGCUUGAACUUGAAUAUCUGGACCCCUCAGAAUGGCUCUAACCUACCCGUCUUUGUCUACAUCUAUGGUGGUGCGAUGGUCACUGGUGGCAAUAGCAAUGCUCAGUGGCAGGGACACAAUUUCGCUCGCAAGGAUGUGAUCUACGUGAACGUCAACUACCGUGAGAGCAUUUAUGCUUCUCCCAACGCUCCCGAGCUCGACGGCCAGUCGCAGAACUUUGGCAUUCUCGAUAUCGAGAUGGCUUUGCAGUGGGUUUACGACAACAUCAGAGGUAUGUCGUCAGCGUUCUUGUCCCUUGAUCAUGCGGUAACGUUUUUUGCCUUCACAGGAUUUGGUGGUGACAAGACCCGCAUUGUUUUGGGUGGUCACUCCUCCGGCAGUGUUCAUGUUGAUCAUUACUUGUGGAAUCAUCCCAAUACAUUCCUGGCGGGCGCCAUCGAAAUGUCCGCCAAUGCCGAGUCGGGACCCGCCGUCACCCCUUCCGGCGUCGGCUUGACCCAAGUGGCUCAGGACAUUGAAGCCGCCGGUGUUACACUCAGCUGUGACUCCAGCAAUCCGACCCUGGAUUGUCUUCGUAAGGUGGACAUGUACUCGAUCCAGACUUCCUACUUCAACUCGACCUCCAACACCUGGUUCUCCCCGAUUGUGGAUAACAUCACCCGCUUCGCGGACUACAAGUCGCGCUUCGCCGCUGGCAACUAUCCCAAGUCGGUCCCUCUGAUUGUCGGCAACUCCGACCAGGAGGGCAAGCUCUUCGGUAUGGUUUACUCUAGCGAGAACACCGAUUUCUCCAAAUGGAUCAAGACCUUCGAUGCCGACAUGGCUCAUGUGCCUGAGGACGAUCUCCUGGCGGCCUACAACGCCUCGGACUAUGAAACGGUCUCCCUCAUGAGCGGCGCCUCCUACGGAGACGCUCGAUUCUUCUGUCCCACCGACUACCUGAUCGACGUCCGUGCCAAAGAGCAGCCUACCUGGGUGUACCGUUGGUUUGGCGAUUACGACAACGUCAUCGGCAUCCCAGGAAUCGGCGCAUCGCACGGAAGCGAAGUGCCUUUCUUCCACGGAGGCAACGAGUGUUUCUCGAAACUGACCGGCGUUACAGACGCGCAGCAGGCGUUGGCUGAUUACAUGAACAACUGGUUUGUUGCCUGGAUCAAGAACCCCAGCGCCGGACCGGGCUGGGACCGGGCGAAGCCCACCAACGGACCCUUGGCUAAGCUCGGCGUCCCUGGCAACGAGCUGGCCAUGGAAACCGGCAGUACCGGCGAUUACAACGGCCGCUGCCAAUCCGUGUUCAACCCCAACAUCCCGAAGUAUCCUGUGGUCCAGAACCCGGUCACCCUGGCCAAAUCCUCCUGA